This is a messenger RNA of Paramecium pentaurelia, 986 nucleotides long. The record is from the annotation of a GenBank genome assembly. Lineage: Eukaryota; Ciliophora; Oligohymenophorea; Peniculida; Parameciidae.
AUGAGUCAAAGACUUGAGUUGCUCUAAAAGUAGAUGUCUUCCUUCUAAUAUACAGUUGAUGGAGGAAUUCUAACUAAGGAAGAAAGAUAAUUUUAUGAAGAAAACGGUUUCUUAGUGGUUAGAUAAAUGUUCACUCCUGAAGAAAUCAAAGAAUGGACUCAAAGAUUCAGAGAGUAUGCAGAUGGAUAAUUAGAACGCAAAUAUGGAAUGUAAGUAGUUAGAGACAUUUCAUUGGUCAAAAGAGGAGGAGGUAAGUAAUGGGGAGAGGAAGCAAUAACAAAAAUAUAAGACUGGUAAGAGGAUGAAAUAUUAUUCAAAUUUUGCAGAAACCCAAAAGUUAUCUAAUAUUUGAAAAGCUUCUGUGGACCAGAUAUCAAAUCAGUUCAUACAAUGUUCAUCAAUAAACCACCUAAUAUGGGAAAAACAUCAAGACACCCAAUUCAUUAAGAUUAAGUUUAUUUUCCAUUUGGACCAGCUGAUAGAAUAGCUGCUGGUUGGGCUGCACUUGAAGAUGCCAAUAGAGAAAACGGAUGUUUAGUUGUAUAUCCUGGUACUCAUAAAGGUAGUUAUACUUUUGUAUCAUUAGUUGGUCCUGUGGAACAUUGUUAUCCCGAUUGGAAAGAAGGAGUUAACAAAGCUUAUUGGGGAGUUAGAGAUAUGCCUCCAGAAUCUGCUCCGAAAAUUCAUUUAGAAAUGAAAGCAGGAGAUAUUGUUUUCUUUCAUCCAUAUCUAUUUCAUGGUUCAGGAGAAAAUAGAGUAUAUUUAAUAAAAUAAAAAUUUAGUCAAGUAGUUUCAGAAAAUCAAUUUGUUGUCAUUUUGCUUCUGCCAAUUGCCAAUACCAUGAUAUCAAAGGAACUUUCCAUGAAAAUUUGGCAAAAGACAUUAUUGCAUAUGCUUCAAAGAAAUUUGGACAUGUCAAUUACUUAGAUAUUUGGAGAUUUAAAUGCAGGUUGGUCUAAGGCAACCCUGAUCCACUAGGAUUAUGA